UACCGAAGCCAUGCCGGUGCUGGUACUGUUUUUGGACUCAUACUGAUCCUGGUACUGAUACAGAACCUACGCCGAUGCUGGUACCGAUCAUUUCAUUUUAUUUGUUCAUUUAUUUUAAUUCAAAAUCAGCCUUCAUGUGUGAUCACUAUCCCAUACCGUUCCCGAAACUGAUACUGGACCCAAAAUGGUAUCUGAAUCCAACACGAGCUCAUACCACUUUUGGUGUUCUGAUACUGAAUCCAAUAUCGGUACUGGAACUGUUGAAGAAUCCGUGCGGAUGGAAAUACGGCUGCUGAUUUAAUUCCGUAUCUGAAACUGUCCCAGAACCUAUAUCGAACCUGGAACGAAUCAUGAACCUUCCUCCAGUCCUGGAACCGAUACAUCCCCUGUUUCUACCCAGUAACUGAUAUCGCUGAAUUUUAGCUCAAUUUCUCUAGUGGUCCGAUCAUCAAAGUGCCGAAGUCGCAGCGACGUACAGUCGAAAUUUGUUGCUUGGGUCGAACUGCAUGGCAAGCUUUGUUUUUGUUUACGUUUGCUGCGAGCCCGCCAUUUCUCAUCAACCUGCGGCCCUGUUUGGGUUGUUGCUUUGGGGAACAAAAGUACUCUUCUCGGUGCCAUAUGAACGAAACAACUCGAUUUAACGUGAGCUAUUGCUCCGAUCCGCUGUUUAAGCUGCGCGUGCUAAAGCAAGCAACGGUUGAGAAAUGUGACAUCUGUUUGCUGAACGAAAACAACCCCUUACGCUACGGCGAGUUUGUCGAGAAGGUGUACAAAACGCAGCGAAAGAUACGAGCUCACUACUUUUGUUUGCUCUCCGGCACCAACAUUCCCCAGAAUGGUUCAACACCGGCCGGCAUCGCCGGGUUUAAAAUAUCGGACGUGCUGAGCAGCUAUGCGGAGUAUCGCGAAAAGCAAUGCUACUACUGCCGGCAUCCGUCGGCCCCGGUCGAGUGCGCCCAGGCCGGGUGUGGCCGCCGGUAUCACUACAUCUGCGGCUACAGCAACUCCUGCGUGACACAGUUUGACGGUGAGUUUCGCUCCUACUGCGACCAACACCUCCCGGAAGGGUGUCGCGUGCCGGUGACGACGAAGGGCCGCCGCUGCUCGAUUUGCUUCGAGGAUCUGCCCCAGGUAACGGAGCCGGACUACAAUCCGCUUUCCAUCGUGCGGACGCACUGCGACAGCGAGUGUCCGCCCGGGCUGCUGCACCGCGAGUGUGUGCAGCGGUUUGCCUACACGUCCGGGUACAACUUCAAGUGUCCACUGUGCUGGAACAAAGCAUUCCGGGUGCAUGCGGCCGAGGUCGGCAUCUUCAUACCGCAGCGCGAGUCGGCCUGGGAGCGUGAGCCGGGUGCGUUUAAGGAUCUGCACAAGCGCAAGUGUACGGCCGUUGACUGCAAGGUCGGGCACGGGCGGAAUGCGGCGAACCAGCUGGUUGGGUGCAAAGUUUGCGGUGGCCAGCUGAUGCACCGGCAGUGCUGCGGGGUGUCGGAAGCGGACGACUAUCUUUGCAGUGGGUGCAGGGAUGAAUCGUUCGUGCGGCUAGUUUAAUUAAGGUAACGGAUACUGGGGAAUCAAUCAUUGUAGAUUUCGUUUUUUUUUAAAUGAUUUUUAAGUCUACCGUAAAAUAAACCUUGUAUGGAAAGCUGUA
Anopheles arabiensis is the source of this 1651-nucleotide messenger RNA. Its product is annotated as PHD finger protein 7-like. The record is from RefSeq and is a predicted model, not a curated record. The transcript is spliced from 2 exons. NCBI's taxonomy places the organism in Eukaryota, Metazoa, Arthropoda, Insecta, Diptera, Culicidae. The coding region runs from base 619 to 1551 and encodes 310 amino acids. Gene Ontology annotation, cellular component: nucleus.